Molecule: messenger RNA, 2010 nt
Organism: Cephus cinctus (wheat stem sawfly)
Lineage: Eukaryota; Metazoa; Arthropoda; Insecta; Hymenoptera; Cephidae
Exons: 7
Coding region: 307-1932 (541 amino acids)
Cellular component (GO): cytoplasmic ribonucleoprotein granule; nucleus
Molecular function (GO): mRNA binding; RNA endonuclease activity
Source: RefSeq, a predicted model, not a curated record
CUGGCACGGAGAUGUAACCGCGUCGGGCCAGACCUACGUUAGUUCAUGUAGGCCCCCUAGGCCAGACGAGGCUUUCAUGGAUGUGUAAAUCCCCUCCAGUAAAGAGGAAAAUUCAAAUCUGCACUAGGACGCCUUUGUACGAUGUUUCGACUUGGCUCAUUGGCUGGAGCUUCGUAGAUCGGACUCAAAAUUUCGUGGAUUUGGGCCUUAAAGGGUUGCAAGGAAAUAACUGGUGUUACAAUCUUAACAGGUUCUGUUAUUGGAUCGCACAAUGAAGAUUAUAGGUUGAAUAUUUGAUAUAAUAUAAUGAGCCUAUCAAGAGAAUCCAUAAUAAUUUGCGAACCAUCGCCAUCUAUUUGCAAAGUAAAUAGGACUAGAAGAUGGACAAGCAAAAAAAGAAAUAAUGGUGGAAAAAGGAGGAAAGUUGAGGAACCCCCAAAGGCGCCUUUAAGAGUUGAAGAAUAUGAAAGUCCUUUAAAGUAUUUAAGGAUAAAUGGCAGGAAGCGUUCACUGUCUUCAAGCAAAAGUGACAUAAUAGUUAUUGAUUCACCAGAGAUUAAGGUAUCUAAGACGCGAUUAAAACAGAAAUGUAAGAGACUGAGUCCUAUUCCUAUUACACCCGAGGAUAAUGCUGCGCUUCAAGACAGUGUAAUUAUCAUUAGUGAUAGUGAAAUUGAGUCAAACAAAGCUGAUAAGGUUACACAUUCACAUGAUCAAGUCUCUCCAUUGCCUAAGGAAGCUUCUUCUAUCCUUGAAUCAGAUUCUGAGGACCUAAUUCUAGUUGAAUGUUCCAAUAUAACGGAUAAACAUGCCGAUAGAACAAAUCCUGUCCCUCAAGUUCAAAAAGGGUUUUAUAGAACAAGGGCAUCCGUGAAGAAAAUGAGGGAAGAAAUGUCAAAAGAGAACUGUCAGAAGACCCCUCAAGAAAAUAUGUUAGAUUCAGAUAAGGGAAAAAUAUCUACUUUGGCAUCCAAACUGCAUCUUCAGGAAAAAAGUAAACAAGUGGAAGUACAAAGAAAGGAGAAAAAUAUUGAACCAAAGGAGGCAUCACAGGUAUCAGAAGAAAUCGCAGUAAUAUGGACAUCUAAUACAAAUACAUGUCUAACAACAAAAUCUACGUAUGAACUUGAAACCUGUGGCACUUCAAAUUUGAAUGCCACUAACGAGAAACAAACUGACAACUCUGAUACAUCAAAUUCGAAUGCUACUGAUGCUGUUAAAAUGGUGAUCGAUCCGACAACUUCUCAAAAUCUGAAGUCAGACAGAUCGAAUCUUCAUAACCUAAACGCAAGGAGUAGGAAUAUCUCAAGAAGGAUACGUUUAAAAAACGCAGGGAAAACUCCGAUGAUGGGAAAAAAGAAAAUGAAAUGUUUGCAAGAUAUGGUAUUCAAUCAGGCUUCAAUAUCAUCCAAUAAUCAAUAUUCCCCGUUAAGCGAAACUGUACAAGUAGACUGUGAAAGAAGGCCGCCCGGCAGUUUAAGAGAAAUAAUAAUCGAUGGAAGCAACGUAGCCUUUGCGCAUACAGCUGGGAAAUGUUUCUCGAUAAAAGGAUUACAGCUGGUGAUAGAUUAUUUUAAGAGUCGCGGUCACACGGUCAAGGCCUUUGUACCCCAUCACCGACGUUCUCCAUGUCACAAAAUCCUGGAACAGCUUUACAAGCAGGGUAUCGUCAUCUUCACCCCUAGUAGAAAUAUAGAUGGUAAAAUGAUAACACCAUACGAUGACCGGUACAUAUUGGAAUACGCAACAAAAUGCCAAGGCAUAGUAAUAUCCCAUGAUCGGUAUAGGGAUUUAUAUGAUGAGAAACCAGGAUGGAAAGAUACCAUUAAUAAGAGAUUGCUCGAGCCAACUUUUGUGGGAGAUUACGUCAUGUUCCCAGAUGAUCCUUUAGGAAGACGGGGCCCGAGCCUAUAUGAUUUUUUGCGUCACUGAUUCAUAUUUUUUAUAACGAGUUCUUUUCAUAAUUUUGUUGUAUUUAUCAAAUAGUAACCAAAGACUGGUUGCUGUGCA